AUCAGUCUAAUGAAUACCUUUUCUGAGCUUUUUCCACUUAUUAUGUUUUCUUUUUCACGAGCUAAGCCUGAAGAAGGAAAGCCAUGGUCUCGUCACGCUCUGUUUUUAGAGAUUUCUAGGGUUUCAAGGGUUACAUAUUAAUAGGGCUCCUCACUUCCUUGUCGGAAUCUUAACUAAAGUCAUUUUUCUUUCCCUUUUCUUUUCGGAAAUUCUGUCGGUGUUUACUUAUCUAGCUCUGAUUUCUUCGGUAUUUGAUGAAAUCGCAAAGCUUAGAUGAUCUGAUCUGAGUUUGUUUUUAGUUUUUUGAAGUUUAAUCUGGUUUUUAGAUUUGAUUUGUGAAGAAGCCGAUCGAUUGGAGGGAAAUAGUUGGGUUUUCUGUUAGAUUUUGGUGGAGUUUCUGAAAGUUGGAACUUGUACUUGUUUAAGAAAGGAAAAAGGAGAGAUUUAAUGGAGUUUGCCUUUUUGGUAACUUGUUGGUGAAGGAAUCGGACUGAAAAUUUUGACGGGAAUGUGCUUCUUUUUUCGGGAUUCUGGUGCGGAUUUAAUAUUUUCACUCGUUCUUUGAGGGAUGGGGGGAAGUUUGUUAGGAGUAGUUCUUCUCUGUGUAGCUCAUUAAUGGCAAGUUGUUGAAGUGAAGUGUUGGAGUGUAACACGUGAAGUGAAGUGUUAAGUGCUCGAGUGGUUGGCGAGAGCUGAAGUUCUGCAAGUUGAGUGCAGGGUCAAGCUCUUGUUAUGGAUUCGGUUGAUGCUCUGGCUUCGCAUCGGCAGCGAAGAAGCUGUAGAUUUAAUAGCCAGGACUGGUUGUGGAUUUAUAUGGAAUUCAGAUAGUAUCUUGGAGUAUCUCACAUUUGAGCUUUGUGGUUAAGAGAAACAGAUAUUGGUUGAGAGGACUAUUCAUGAGAUUUUAGGUUUGCAUUAUGGAGGAUAUAGGUCUGUUCAAGCAAGGGUGGAAAUGGCUGCAGUCACAGAAGCACGUGUACUCGAGUGCAAGGACUGCAGUGAGCUCUUUCAGAGACAAGAUUGUAUUUUUGAUAGAUCGCCAUUGGCCGAUGGUUUGCAGUGGGUGUGUAAAGACGGGGAAAUGUCUAUUGACGUUGUUGUUAAAGUGGAAGGACUGUAUCAUCCAGGGCUUUGGGUCUAUGCUCAGCCUGCGUUCUGCGGCGUUGCUUGUUAUAAUGUGGAGUUGCUUCCUUAGUUUGACAUCUAUCUCUUGCCUCGUAUAUGUACUCCUGAGUCUGGGAGCUGCUGGGGCUGCUGUUAGAUACUUGGGCUAUACCCCUGGACUUUUUAUUGUUGGGUUGGUUUGUAUUUUGACUUUGUGGAUGUAUGGUAAUUUUUGGAUUGCAGGAACAUUGUUUAUUGUUGGAGGUUUUUUGUUCUCCCUAAAUCAUGCACGCAUCGUGGUCUUAAUGGCAACCAUAUAUGCCCUUUAUUGUGUUAAGGUUCGUGUUGGAUGGCUCGGGGUUUUUCUCUCAGUAAACCUUGCCUUCCUUUCGAACGAUCUCUUCAGUUUCUUGCUCCAAGGGUGUGACAAUGUAACUGAAGGCACACAUUUUGAAGAACAAAAAGAAUCAGAAACAGCUACAGAAGAUGACAACUUCUCAGGGGAUUGUGAAUAUUCUGCUCCAACUAGCGAUGCUGAGAACUUACAUUCAUUCAAAUCCAGCAAACCAUCUACCACUUUGAAUUUUGUGAACAGCCAGAAAGAAUGCUCUGCUAGCCCAGUGGUCAAAGCAGACACGAGUUCAGUUGAUGAGAUGGAGAGGAUAUUGAAUAGUGGGAAUCAUUAUGAAACACUUGAACUUCCUCCUUACAAGAGCAUUGAUGCUACUGUAUUGAAAAAGGAAUACAGGAAAAAGGCCAUUCUUGUGCAUCCUGAUAAAAAUAGGGGAAGUACACUUUCUAGUGAAUCAUUCCAAAAACUUCAGUCUGCAUAUGAGGUUCUUGCAGAUUCUAUGAAGAAGAAAGACUAUGAUGAUCAACUAAGGAAGGAGGAAUCAAAACGAGUGUGUCAGAAGUCCAGUAGCUCCUCACAACAGUGGCAGGAUCGCACGGAUUAUCUCUCUGAAGAGUCUAGGCGUAUACAUUGCACAAAAUGUGGCAAUUCACAUAUAUGGAUAUGCACCAAUAGAACUAAAGCCAAGGCCAGGUGGUGUCAGGAUUGCCGUCAAUAUCACCUAGCCAAGGAUGGAGAUGGAUGGGUUGAGUAUGGAUGUUCAUUGUUCUUUGCGAGGACUCAAAAGGUUGAAAUACCACGUGCCUUUGUUUGCGCAGAAAGUAAGAUCUUUGAUGUGUCAGAAUGGGCUAUUUGUCAGGGUAUGAUAUGUAGGCCUAAUACCCAUCGGCCAAGCUUCCAUGUAAACAUGGUUGGCUUGGGGAAAGCAACACAGAGGUCCAACUCAAGCAGAUUUCCUUGGGAUUUGGAUGCUGAGAUGAUGGUGGAAGAAGAAGACGAGUUUGAGAUAUGGUUUCAGAAGGCAUUGGCCUCAGGCCUCUUCUCUGAACCUUCUAAACGCAGAAAGAGCUGGAGCCCUUUCAAAUUACAUCCAAAGAAAGGGAAGAAACAGUGGCGGAGAUCAUCUACAUGAAUUCCUGUACACAAGCUACUCAGAGUUCAGUCUUGCUGAUACUUUAGGUCAAAUGGAUCUUGUACUGUGUCUGUCAGCAAGAAAGAUGAAAGGAGAUGGGACAGAGUAGCAGUGUUCUUAAUAUAUUGGGAACCUGCAAACAUAUUGGAGCACCCUUUGCAGCCUCUCGACUGUUGUAAAGUAAAUAAUGGAGUUGAGUCACAAAACUCCGGCAAAUGGAAGUUUUUCCUCAGAAGAACUCUGGUUGUGCUCGUUGUGCAGCAGUCGGGAAUUCUCAUCACAGAGAAGUCGUCGCUUGAAACAGAAGACAUUGACAUGAGCACUCCAUUGUAAAUUGAUCCAGGUAACAUCCAUGUUUACCACGUUUUCUUUUGUAAAAAUAAUUCUGGAUUCAUGUACGUUGCAAAAAUUGCUUCUUCCCUUGUCUUGCCGGAUCAGCCAGCAAUAUAUAAUUUGAUUGGGCAUUACAGCCUGGUUAACUUGGUUAAGGAGAAAAAUAUAAGGGACCUACCUAUAGUUAACUGGCA
This is a messenger RNA of Macadamia integrifolia, 3115 nucleotides long. RefSeq lists its product as uncharacterized. NCBI's taxonomy places the organism in Eukaryota, Viridiplantae, Streptophyta, Magnoliopsida, Proteales, Proteaceae. The record is from RefSeq and is a predicted model, not a curated record. Bases 918 to 2588 code for a protein of 556 amino acids. The transcript has 9 exons.